This is a messenger RNA of Micromonas pusilla CCMP1545, 1965 nucleotides long. RefSeq lists its product as uncharacterized. NCBI's taxonomy places the organism in Eukaryota, Viridiplantae, Chlorophyta, Mamiellophyceae, Mamiellales, Mamiellaceae. The coding region runs from base 1 to 1965 and encodes 654 amino acids. The transcript has a single exon. The record is from RefSeq and is a predicted model, not a curated record.
AUGAUCGUCACCGAGGAGACGACCGCGGUCGUGUUCGACGCCGCGAGCUGGGGCGACGGAUCGUCGACGGCGGAGGCGGAGGACGACGGCGGGACGAUUUCGACGUCGAUUGCGAUUUCGCCGCCGACGACGACGACGAGCCCCGGCGUGGACGACUCGUUCGAAGCGCCGCCGCCGCCCGUCGCGACGACGACGACCACCACCACCACGGAACGUUCGCCGUCGCGCGCCCUCUCGGGCCUCGUGACGAACCUCACGCUGUGGCGGCAGUCCGCGUCCAGCGCGGGCACGCUCGCCGGGAGCGCCCCCGUCGCCGCCGUGCUCGUCGCGUCCGGCGCGUUGCGUCUCGACAGCGUCAACGUCGUCAGCGCGGGCGAGGGCGUCGUCGCGCAGCCUCGCGCGCGCGCCGUCCUCCACGCGUGCGAUAUAUCCGCGGUGUUAUCCGGCUUCGUGUCGACGCGGGGGACGCUGAGCGCGUGCGUGGUGUCCGCCGCGAAGACGGACGCGCCGACGCGACCGGAGACGCUCUUCGCCGCGGUGACGACGCUGACGGGCGCGACGACCGUCGUGAACAACCGGGUCGUGUACGGCACCGCGCACGGCGUCGCGGUGCUCGACGGCGGCGGGGGCGUCUUGAAGGAUAAUCUCAUCGCGUCCAACGCGGGCGCGGGCGUGUGCGUCGGGUCCCUCGCGGACCCGCGCCUGGAGGGAAAUCUCGUCGCGGACAACGGCGGGCAAGGCGUCGCGGUGUACAACGGCGGGAGAGGGACGCUGCGCUCGUGCGAGAUUCGAAGCAACGCACAGAACGGGAUCGACGUCACGCUGAACCGGCCCGCGAACCACCCGAGGGAGACGUACAGCGAGCUGCUUCACGGCCCGCACGUGGACUCGUGUCACGUCCACGAUAACGCGAAGCACGGCGUGUGCGCGACGGGGGGCGCGGGCGUGCGCGUGACGCAGUGCGACGUUUUCGAUAACAAGGAGCACGGGAUUUUUCUGACGGACGGCUCCAAGGCGACGAUCGAGCACACGCGUCUGAACGGCGGCGCCGGGCACGCGCUCGUCGUCUCCGGCGCGGGAACCGCGCCGAGUAUUUUCAGCUGCAAGAUUGGCACGCACGGGAAGGCGUCCGUGGUGGUGGAGGACCUCGCGGAGCCGAUGCUUCUCGCGACGGAAAUCGCGGGCGCGUCGGCGGCGGGCGUCUCGUUCGCGUCCGGCGGCGCCGGCGUCGUGCGCGGGUGCAACGUCCAUCGCAACGAAGGCCCGGGCAUCGUGAACGAAUCCUGGGGCUCGCCGACGAUCGAGUGGUCGCACGUGCACGACGGACUCGGCGACGGCGUCGUCUUCGCCGCGGGCGCGAAGGGGACGCUGCGGCACUGCAAGGUGCGCAGAAACAAAGACGCGGGGGUGUGGAUCAAAGCCGGCGCCGCGCCGAGCGUGACGCGCAACCACAUCUCGAAGAACGGCAAAGGCGGCGUGCGCAUCGGCGACACCGGAGAGGGCGCCGUCGAGAUCACGUCGGAUUCGCGGUGGCACGAGCCCACGGAGACGGAGACGGCCGCGCAGAGGCGCGCGCGAAGGCUGGCGCGGUGGAACGGCAGACGCGAAGAGCCGGCGGCGAGCGCGUUGCACGGAGGCGCGUUCGACGAGACGCACGUGGACGCGACGCUCGUCCGCGAGGUGUUCGCGGAGCGUGAUUCGGACGACGAAGACGAAGAGGAGGAGGCGGCGGACGCCCCCGACCCGCCCGCCGGCGCGGAGGAUCACGAGCGAGGCGACAGCGGCUCGGGCCCGGAUGAAAACGGCGACGACGAGGAAGUCUUCUCCUCGGACGAGGACGAGUUCGACGCCGAGGUGGCGUCGAUCGUGUCCGGGUCCGAGCGAGGGAGCCCGGGGGAGGACGCCAUCGGUCGGCGCGGGUUGCGGUAUCGGUGGACGGACGAGGACGAGACGUUUUCGAUUUAA